AAUAGGCCUAUAUGUUUUAAGGCAAAAACUGCCAGUUAACUGUCAGCGUAUUAGCCUACAUUUUGAGUGUUAUUCACAUUUAUAGCUCACAAUUUAAACAAUUUAGCAUGCAAAGUGCUAAAAAUUAAAAUCAAAGACAAAGUAAAAUAAGAAUUAAAAGGCUACCAAAUAAAUAAAUAACUGAAGAGGAAUAAAAUACAGAUUGAAUAAUUAAAUAUAUUCAUACUAGCCUACAUAAAAACAAGUCUAGCUGAAAUCAUUCAAAUGAGAUUUAACAGAUAAAAUCAAAACUUCUAUUUUAAGGCCUUUUAUGGGAAUCCUGAAGCUGUCAACUGUAAUUGGAUGGGGGGGAAAUUGGGCUAGUUUUCAUUCCUUUUGGGUGGGUUUUAAGUUGGCUUUGGGCUGGAAAUGUUUCAGAGAUCUGGCAACCCUUGGAACAAAUGUAAAUGUGACUGCACCUUUUAGUUCCAAUCACAUUUUCCAUUGUUCAGCAAAUCUUUGUGGGCGAAGUACAGUAAUUUCAAUAAGAAUCCAUGCGAUCAGAAUUUCAUGUGAGGGUGAAAGUUUUCCCCACAGAUUUCGCAGAGGGUUCAAAUGGGUCACGACAAGUUGUUGAACAGAAAUCUGUUUGGUUUGAAAGUGACUUCUGUGUGAGUGGUGCUUCAUACAUCGCCACACUAUUGACAAGACAACUGGCUCUUUUUGCUAAUAUUUUCCAAAUGUGACUGCAACUUAGACAGCUACCUAGACAGUACACAAUAUUCCUCCUGUCUUGUUUCUUGAUGAAGUCCUGGGAACAGAGCCAGUCAAGUUUAUUUAGAUUUCAGUUGAUUUAUAAUUCAUAUAAGGAUUAAUCAUGCCUUAAUUAAUUUGACAUCAAAUGUGGGCGGCAAAUAUUUAGUUACAUUGCCUGUAUGAUGUUACUGCUUCAUUUUGAUAAUGAUGUUCCUUUUUAAUCAGGGUGAUGUGGCUUUAUUCACCGUAAGCAAGCACUCUCGUAUUCUGGGAUCCAAUUCGCGAGGGCGCAGUGAAGAUCUCCUGUCAAAAAAACAAACGCUGAAAUCGCACAUUUGCCAGAGGAAUUACUCUGUCCCAGUUCUACCAAAGGAAUUUGACUAAAUUUCAAGGAAACAAUAACAUAGGUAGGGUGGAUAACAUCUCAGUUUCCUUGUGGGUGAAGCAACCGUUCAACAUUGGUGCAGACUAUAACUGACAAGCUCUGGUGGGUCUUUAAUUGACUCUCAACACAAGCAAUCUCUGGAGCAACGCACAUCACCGAUGGACCAGCCAGUGCCGCCAGUAUCCUGGCUGGAGAUCGAUGUGGAUUUGGGCUUUGCCCUCUUCUUUCUCUUUCUUCUCUGCCUCUUCUUGUUGGUAACUGUCGUGCGUUGCGCUCAAACAGUUGUGGAUCCAUACGGAGCCAUCUCCACCUCCACCUAUCAGGAGGAGCAGAUAAAUAACUGAUAGCCAUUGUGAUCUCGCCAAUCUAACACACUGGAUGAAACACAAAGGAGUUUAUGAAAACUACAUCUGUGUUCAGAAUGGAAGACUAUGCAUUAUGCAUUGAUGAACAAUUGUCAAAUUCUCUUAGUGUAUUUGUCACAUGACAUCAUUACAUUAUUUUAAACAUGAAAUGAGGUCUGUGCUAUGCCAGAAAUUAAUAAAAUGCUAAUUAUGUCAUUA
Molecule: messenger RNA, 1683 nt
Organism: Ctenopharyngodon idella (grass carp)
Lineage: Eukaryota; Metazoa; Chordata; Actinopteri; Cypriniformes; Xenocyprididae
Product: cortexin domain-containing 1-like
Exons: 1
Coding region: 1279-1464 (61 amino acids)
Source: RefSeq, a predicted model, not a curated record